Molecule: messenger RNA, 594 nt
Organism: Torulaspora delbrueckii
Lineage: Eukaryota; Fungi; Ascomycota; Saccharomycetes; Saccharomycetales; Saccharomycetaceae
Product: acetyltransferase
Exons: 1
Coding region: 1-594 (197 amino acids)
Molecular function (GO): galactoside O-acetyltransferase activity
Source: RefSeq, a predicted model, not a curated record
AUGGAAAUCCUGAAACAAACAUCUAAUGGAAAACUUUACUUACCUGCCGACCCUGCUGUUGCGCAGUUGCGUCUAAAUGCCCAAAUGAAAUUUCAUGAACUGAACAAAUUGAGCCCAGAUCGCUCUGAAGAGAAAGAUCGUAUUCUUAGAGAAUUACUUGGCAGCUAUGGUGAUAAGAUAAGCAUCGAUCCACCCUUUUAUUGUGAUUAUGGGGUGAAUAUUCAUCUUGGAGAGAAUUUCUAUUCCAAUUACAACUUAGUCAUUCUUGAUUGUGCUGAAGUUCAUAUUGGGAAUAAUGUCAUGUUUGGGCCCAAUGUGAGUGUAUACACAGCUGGCCAUCCAAUUGGGCACAAAUCUCGUCUCACUGGGGAGGAAUAUGCAUUACCGAUCUCCAUAGGUGACAACGUGUGGGUUGGUGGUAACGCAGUAAUUCUACCAGGUGUGACAAUAGGUGAGAAUUCGGUUAUAGGAGCAGGCAGUAUUGUCGUAAAGAGUAUUCCUUCUGGAGUUAUCGCAGCAGGUAAUCCUUGUAAGGUGAUCAGGGAAGUUACUGAGGAAGAUGAGAAGACUACGCAAUUUCACGCAAAAAAGUGA